GGGCAGCAGUUCCUUUUCGGGCCUCGCUUGACGCGCAGACGGGCUCGGAGCCGCCGCCGAGGAAGACCCAGGAGCCCUCUUCGCCGCCCCGAAGGCCCAGAGCAGCCUCCCGAACCCGCUGCCGCCUCCUCGCCCUGCCUGAAUCCCAGCGCCAUGGCAUCCGGUGUCGCCGUCUCCGAUGCAGUCAUCAAGGUUUUCAAUGAGAUGAAGGUACGCAAAGCUUCCAGCCCGGAGGAGGUGAAGAAGCGCAAGAAGGCCGUUCUUUUCUGCCUCAGCGAAGACAAGAAGACGAUCAUCCUGGAGGAGGGGAAGGAAAUCCUCGUGGGCGAUGUGGGCGUCAGCAUCGAAGACCCUUACUUGCAUUUCAUCAAGAUGUUGCCUGACCGCGACUGCCGCUACGCCCUCUACGAUGCCACCUAUGAGACCAAGGAGAGCAAAAAGGAGGACCUCGUCUUUAUCUUCUGGGCGCCUGAGUGCGCACCCCUGAAGAGCAAAAUGAUCUACGCCAGUAGUAAGGAUGGCAUGAAGAAGACAUUACCAGGGGUCAAGCACGAGUGGCAAGCGAACUGUUACGAGGAAGUGAAGGACCGCUGCGCCCUGGCCGAGAAGUUGGGCGGGAGCUCCGUCAUCACCUUGGAGGGCAAGCCCUUGUGAGCCCCCCCUUCCCCACUGUCGUGCCAGCGUCUCCGGAGCUUCCAUGUCUAAUGACCCUGUGCUACCCUUUGGGGUUUUGUGGGUUGGGGUUUCCUUUAUAGUUACGUCCCAGUUUUCUACUCUCUCAUCUCCCCCCCCCUUCCCAAUUUCCCUCUGGUGCUCCCUCUGUUUAUAAUAAUAAUAAUAACAAUAAUAAAAUAUAUAGAAGCAGCCGCCCCCCAACCUUUGCCGCUGCUGUUGAAACUUGCCAAACCAGCUCCUACCUUUCCCCAUAUUCCUCCUUUUUCCCCCCCAUUGGGACCACCUCCACUUCUUCCAUUCCACUCUCCUGGCCGAGAAGGGCAUUUGAGGCUGGGGGUCACACCAGGCCCCCUCUUACUUAAUUCCAGGAUUAGUCCAUCAUUCCCAGUGUGUAAAUUUUUUUUUAUUGGUCCCUCCCCCGUAUGUGUGUUUUUGGAGAAAAAAAACAAAACCCAUAUGGAAUGGCAGUUGUGUUCCGCCCCCGCCCCCUUCCCCGACUCCCCCUCCCCUUUAACUGCCGUAGUGGCUUUGUGCUUGUCUGUAAUAACUGUGUAUAAAUGAAAUAUUGUGGAGAAAGCUGCGCCCAUCUCACAAUCAGGGGUGGAAUUAACAGCAACAACAAUGAAUCGUAAUAAUGGAAGCAGCACCAAUGACCUUCAAUAAAAAAUAAUAAUGCUA
Anolis carolinensis (green anole) is the source of this 1353-nucleotide messenger RNA. RefSeq names its product cofilin 1 (gene cfl1). NCBI's taxonomy places the organism in Eukaryota, Metazoa, Chordata, Lepidosauria, Squamata, Anolidae. The transcript has 4 exons. Bases 154 to 654 code for a protein of 166 amino acids. Gene Ontology annotation, biological process: actin filament severing; actin filament fragmentation; mitotic cytokinesis. The record is from RefSeq and is a predicted model, not a curated record. Gene Ontology annotation, cellular component: cytoplasm; actin cytoskeleton; actin cortical patch. Gene Ontology annotation, molecular function: actin filament binding.